AUGUCUACCGGAUCUGCGGAUGCGUCUACAUCGACGCGGGCACCUCCAACAACAACAUCAGCCCCAACAGCAGAGGACAAAUCAAAAAGCAUCCCAACCCCCCAAAAUGCCAAAUCCAAAGUCCCCCCAAACCCCAAACCCUUCCCCAGCAUAACUGGCGGUUGCCUUUGCAACACCGUGCGCUACCGCCUCCUCACUUCCCCCCUCUUCUCCUACGCCUGCCACUGCGCGGACUGCCAACGCACCAGCGGCACCGUCUUCGGGCACUUUGUCAACAUCGAAGUCUCCGCGAUCCGCAUCAUCUCCGCCACCCCACCCAUCGCCGCCACAGUCACCAAGCGGCCCGGCCUGAUCUCGCGACACGUCGAGUGUCCGUCGUGCAAAACGGAACUAUGGAGCACGAACUCCGUGGGCCCGGCGGUUGCGGAUGUGCGCGCUGGGACCUUGGAUUAUCCGAGUUUGAUGGAGCCGGAUGUGCAUGCGUGUGUGGAGAGUAAGGUGGAGUGGGUGCGGUUGCCUGAGGGGGCGAGGGUUGUGCAGGGCAUGCAUGAUUUGAGGAAGAUGUGGCCUGGGAGGAGUUUGAGGAGGUUGGAGGUUUGUUUGGAGAGGUGGGCGAGGGAGCAUCCGGAGGAGGGGAGGGAGGAUGGCGAGAAGACGCCCACGGCGACGGAGGUGGAAGGGGAGGAGAUUGAGGAUGAUGAGGCGUUUGAGAAGAGGUUUAGGGAGACGGAGAGGGCGUUGAGGGAGAGGUUGGAGAGGUUGGAGAGGAAGUUGGAGGAGGAGGAUACGCGUGGGGAUGGGGGGUUAGAGGAGAUGACUGAGAAGCUGAGUUUGGGAGAGACGGGUGAGGUCAAAGAUGGUAUUGUUUCGGAGCCUGUUGACUAG
Parastagonospora nodorum SN15 is the source of this 885-nucleotide messenger RNA. RefSeq lists its product as hypothetical. The coding region runs from base 1 to 885 and encodes 294 amino acids. Gene Ontology annotation, molecular function: carbon-sulfur lyase activity. The record is from RefSeq and is a predicted model, not a curated record. Lineage: Eukaryota; Fungi; Ascomycota; Dothideomycetes; Pleosporales; Phaeosphaeriaceae. The transcript has a single exon.